CAACUAACUUCUCUUGGGCUGUGUGCUGAGAAGUCUUGGGUUUGGUCCAUGAAAUAGCUAAUGGCUGGAUUAGCUGCUGGCUGUGGUUGAGCUGUUCAGGGACAGCAGUUGCCAUGUGGAAGAAAAUGAAUAAGACCUUACUCUCUGAAUUAGGCGCUUGACUGAAGCUGAUAGAGAAUGGAAACAUUUCCUUGGCAAUGUCUCUGGGAAGACUCCUCCGUCGUGCCUCUUCCAAAGCAUCUGAUCUCCUGACCUUAAAUGCAAGCAGCAGCUGUGGUGGUUCGUCUUCCAUCUUGGAUGGAGAGAUUAUCUAUUCCAAGAACAAUGUUUGUGUCCACCCCCCUGAGAUGCUGCAAGGUGUUGCGGAACAUCACCCAGGCUACUUGUGCUUGUACAUGGAGAAAGAUGAGCUGCUUGGAACCACGCUUAUCCUGGCCUGGGUCCCCAAUUCCCGUAUUCAGAGGCAGGAUGAGGAGGCCCUCCGUUACAUCACACCUGAGAGCUCCCCUGUCCGCAAGGCUCCCCGCAAGCGUAACCGACAUACUCAGGGUUUUGGCAUCCCUAUGCAGGCUUCUUCUGUGGAGCAGAAGCAAGCUGUGACCCCAAAGGAUGAGGAGGACAUUUUGACUGUGUCACAGCUGGUGAGGGAUGUGGCUCAUGUCAGCCCCCCUUCAGAAGAAGGGGACAAAUUGUCCCACAGCUGCUCGGCAACAUGCAACAUCCACAGCUCUGCUCAGCCUGCUCACAGUGACUCAGGAAUUUUAUCGACAAUCAGUUCUCAGGAUGAACAGAACCGAUUAGAGGAGUCCGUAGAGGAAGGGCUGGAGGGCCAUUUGGAGACAGGAGAAGAUGAAGGCUCUUUGGAGUUGUCUGCUGAUGAUGUUAGCAAAGACAGCACCUUUGACUCAGACUCAGAUGCCUUCUCUUCUCCAUUCUGCCUCUCACCCAUAAGUGAAGCUCUUGUAGAAAAUGUUAGCUCCAUGUUCCUGGUUAAUGAAAACAGAGAUCCAUGUGAAAGCCACAUGACUCGCUCAACCAGUUCCAGUUCAAGCCUUGAUCCCAGUUCCCAGUUCCAGGAGAAUAAUGGGCAGGUGCAGACCUCCAGAUGGGAUGAGCAACAGAAGGUGUUUGCCUUGGAACAGAUCUGUGGGGUCUUCAGAGUUGACCUGGGACAGAUGAGGUCUCUUCGCCUUUUUUUCAGUGAUGAGGCCUGCACCAGCGGGCAGCUGGUGGUCGCUAGCCGGGAGAGUCAGUAUAAGAUUUUUCACUUUCACCAUGGUGGCCUGGAUAAACUUUCCGAAGUGUUUCAGCAAUGGAAGUAUUGCACAGAGACCCAUCUCAAAGACCAGCAGCUCACCGACAUGAAGACCUGCAUGCAGUUCUCCAUUCGCCGGCCCAAGCUCCCCUCAUCCGAGACCCACCCGGAGGAGAACACGUAUAAGCGCUUGGAUGUCUCUGCGUGGCUUCGUCAUUUAAACAAGGCUGGACAAGUAGAAGAAGAGUACAAGCUGAGGAAGGCUAUUUUCUUUGGUGGGAUCGAUGUCUCAAUUCGUGGUGAAGUUUGGCCGUUCUUGUUACGCUACUAUAGCUAUGAAUCCACUUCAGAAGAGAGAGAGUCUCUCCGUAUUGCAAAGAAAGAGGAAUAUUUUGAGAUCCAACAGAAAAGGCUCUCCCUAGCACCAGAUGAGCAGAAGGCAUUCUGGAGGAACGUGCAGUUCACUGUUGAUAAAGACGUGGUGAGGACUGACCGCAGUAACCAGUUUUUCCGAGGAGAGAACAACCCCAAUGUGGAGACUAUGAGGCGGAUCUUGCUAAACUAUGCAGUGUACAACCCAGCCAUUGGCUAUUCCCAGGGCAUGUCUGAUCUCGUGGCCCCCAUCCUCGCUGAGGUUCUGGAUGAAUCGGAUACUUUCUGGUGCUUUGUUGGUUUGAUGCAGAACACGAUCUUUAUCAGUUCCCCCCGGGAUGAGGACAUGGAGAAGCAACUGAUGUACCUUCGAGAACUGCUGAGGCUGAUGCACGUACGCUUUUACCAGCACCUGGCCUCCCUUGGGGAGGACGGCCUUCAGAUGCUUUUUUGUCACCGCUGGAUCCUCCUCUGCUUUAAGCGAGAGUUUCCGGACGCUGAAGCUCUGCGCAUGUGGGAAGCCUGCUGGGCUCACUACCAGACAGACUAUUUCCAUCUCUUCAUCUGUGUGGCUAUUGUGGUGAUCUAUGGGGAUGAUGUCAUUGAACAGCAACUGGCUACUGACCAGAUGCUGCUACACUUUGGGAACCUCGCCAUGCACAUGAAUGGGGAGCUCAUACUCAGGAAGGCUAGAAGUUUGCUCUAUCAGUUCCGCCUGCUGCCCCGGAUCCCCUGCAGCCUGCAUGACCUGUGCAAACUCUGCGGAACAGGCAUGUAGGACAGUGGCUACAUCCCCGCCGUGGAGUGUACUGGAAAUCACCCUGACUCUGAGAGCUGCCCAUACGGGGGCAUGGUGGAUGAGCCUUCUCCCAAGUCAGGAAAUGAAUGCAGAAGGGGGCUUAAAACACGAGAGGUCUUUGCUUUCCGGAAAUGACCGUUCAGGAUUGUAUCCCAGCUACGUGGGGACUGCAAAACGGCGGGCACAGAAAACUCGGCAGAUGGCAAGCAAAAGAUGAAAGAACAAGGGUGGUUUUCUUCUGAUCCCCAAAACAGAGGUGGUCAUGGGAGGAGAAUACACAUGAUGCAGAAUAGAAGAGUCUCCUGCUUUGUGGUCAGAGCUGGAUUUUGAUGUGCUUCGUACCGGGAAGAGGGUCAGUCAGACUAUGGUGAUGCUUUGUAGUUUGGAGCAAAUGGAGAGAGAGAGGUUGAGCCUGGCAAAUCAGGGUCAAAAGUGACCCAGGAUUCCCCGCUUCCCUUGCCGUGUAGGGAAUAGUGACUGCUUUAGAAAAUGAACCCACAACCAGCAACCCUGAUGGUAGGUGAAGGGGCAGGGCCGACCUUGCUCCUUUGCCCAGGUGUACCCACGCACCUAUGCAUGCACCUAUUGCUUUAACCAAAAUGCACCACUCCCUGGCUUUAUUGUAAAGCCAUGAUGAUCACCUGGAGUACAGUCUGCCAAAAACAAUAAUAAAAUUGCAAACUUUGGGGUUCCCAAAGGAAACAUUUCAGCGUGCGUGUAAACGGUCACUGUAUUUAAAAAGCCUUCAGUUUUUCUCCAUAUGCACAUCAAAUGUUUGCCAUUUGGAAAGUCAGAAUCAACAGCUUCACUGUGAGUGUAAAUUAUGCAAAAUUACACAUCAUGCAAUAUGGACUAUUCGAUUUAAACUUCUUAAAUAAAACAUACUGGCAAAAGUUCUUCUCAGUAUCCCAAGUAGAGGAAACACUUUGAGGCAUUUAGCUUCAUUAAGAACUUCUCUGAUGAGGACUAUAGUGGCCAGAGAAGGAGGGCUAUGAACCAUUAUGUUCUCCUUUCAAACCAGCAGCCUCUUCCCUUUCCAUCUGUCGAUCCCAUGUCCUUCUCUUCUCCAGUUUUACUACUGUUGAUUUAACUGUUUCCUGGUUAAAAUAGCAAAAAGCACCACACUGUAAAUGGUGGGAUCACCCUGAAAUAUUGAGGUGAUGAAAUGUAUGCCUACCUGAAUAAGAUGAGGAUUCAUUCAGCCACUUAGUUCAGUUCAAAAGUUAUUUAGGUCAAAGGCCAGUAUACAACAAAACAAUCAACAAACUGUUUAAAAGUAAAAGAGGAACAAAGGGCAAGCUGAAAGGAUAGGACCACUAUUACUACCAGUAUAAACUUUCAACUGCUUAUAAUUUGGCUCUUCACCAAAUAGGGCAGUGGAACUCUUCUUGCUACAUCUGUCCAAAAGAGGACCCUUGGAUCUAGUCCUGGGGGAAAUCUGCAAGCCGGAGUGGUGAGCAAAAGCAGCAACUCAGUUUUUAGCAAUUCUUGCUUGAUUUAAAUCCAUUAAAAUGGUUAUAGUGCACCUGUAAGAGAGAAGCUCCACCCAGCUCUCAGGACAGGUUGCUUUAAAACGUAGGCCAUGGACUGAAUGAGCUUCCAGGCUCCCACAGGUUGCAAAGUGUCAGGUGUUUUCAGAGAUAUUAAGUGAUGCCUUUGUUAAAAGCCACAGCUGGCCCCUUCACACCCUAGCAAGACCUGCAUAACUUGCAACACCUCCCCACUUAGCCAAAGGCAGUCUGUUGCUUUAUAUGGAAAGGGGAGUUGCCAAGUGCUCCAUAAUUUCACCUCACUUUAAAAGAAAAAAAAAAAAAA
This is a messenger RNA of Python bivittatus (Burmese python), 4241 nucleotides long. RefSeq names its product TBC1 domain family member 16 (gene TBC1D16). Gene Ontology annotation, biological process: activation of GTPase activity. Gene Ontology annotation, cellular component: early endosome. Lineage: Eukaryota; Metazoa; Chordata; Lepidosauria; Squamata; Pythonidae. Gene Ontology annotation, molecular function: GTPase activator activity. The record is from RefSeq and is a predicted model, not a curated record.